AUGGGAAGCCAUUUCAUGAAACUCCUGACGAAUAGGUGUCAUAUUGUAUAUCCAUGGACUCAGAGGUACUUUGGAACCUUUGGAGACUUAAACAGCGCAGCGGCUAUUAUGGGCAAUAAAAAAGUUGCCAACCAUGGCAUCACCGUGCUGAACGGUCUCGAGCGAGCUGUGCAGAAUAUGGAUGACAUCAAGAACACCUACGUCGAGCUGAGCAUUCUGCACUCGGAGAAACUUCAUGUGGAUCCCGACAACUUCAGGAGAAUACUGUUCUUGCAAAUAUCCUUAGAGAGUUGGAAACAGCAGGUCUGGGACAGACAUUUUGGAUUGUUCUUGGGGCGCGGCUUCACGCCAGACGUCCAAGCGGCCUGGCAGAAGUUCCUGACCGUGGUCGUCUCUGCAGGGUGA
Messenger RNA from Salvelinus fontinalis (brook trout), 405 nucleotides. Its product is annotated as hemoglobin subunit beta-1-like. The record is from RefSeq and is a predicted model, not a curated record. The transcript is spliced from 5 exons. Gene Ontology annotation, cellular component: hemoglobin complex; blood microparticle; haptoglobin-hemoglobin complex. Lineage: Eukaryota; Metazoa; Chordata; Actinopteri; Salmoniformes; Salmonidae. Gene Ontology annotation, molecular function: organic acid binding; oxygen carrier activity; oxygen binding. Gene Ontology annotation, biological process: oxygen transport; hydrogen peroxide catabolic process. Bases 1 to 405 code for a protein of 134 amino acids.